This is a messenger RNA of Juglans microcarpa x Juglans regia, 1869 nucleotides long. Its product is annotated as transcription factor MYB35-like. The transcript is spliced from 3 exons. The coding region runs from base 766 to 1869 and encodes 367 amino acids. The record is from RefSeq and is a predicted model, not a curated record. Lineage: Eukaryota; Viridiplantae; Streptophyta; Magnoliopsida; Fagales; Juglandaceae.
GUCUCCACCCCACAAGGCUGCGUUCUCUUCUGUUCAAGUCCCUGAAUAUGGCGUGUAGGCCCGAAGAUGUGGGAAAAACAGCAAAAUCAUCAUUUUACGACAAUAUGUCUAAAUUAGUUACAGACCUUGCUAUCAAGUUGAUAAUUCAAAGUCUGAUUUUUUUUUGGUUUUUAUCUUUUGUCUCUUAAUUAAUUUCUAUGCUUUUUUUUUUAUUUUUCUUAUGAAUGGAGAUCUCAAAAUCAUGGAUUGUAAACAUUUGGUACUCAUGCAAGCACGGUUCUUGCGUGUUGAAAGAUACAGGUAUGGAUUUUGAAUACCAUUUCUAUAAUUAGGUAUAGUGUUUCUCAUCAAACUUGUGAUUAUUAGAAACUAAAACAGAUGUCAUUUCCUUUGCACUCUGAACUAACUAAUAUAAACAAAUCAGUACUUUAUUAGAACUUACUUAGAUUAAUCUUUUGGUUUAACCAAAUAAUUCACCUGAUUCGAACCUGACUAAAAUGCUCUUGCAGGCCAAGCAUUUGAGUAUGGAGGGGUUGAAAAGUGAGUGAUCUUUAUUUUCAUCAUGCAAAUUUAGUUAACAUGGGAGCAAGCCCCAUGCUUUUCUUGCCUUCACACUUGUUAUACCUUUAAACCCCUCUCCUCCAUCCUCUCUUUCCUCUUCAAGAGCAUUUUGCAAAAGAAAUUAUUUGAAGUUGCAUCACUGUCAUCUAGCUUUCACAAAAUCAACUUCCUUUCUUUCUUUUCAAUGUGUUUUGAGCAGAUAAGAUGGUAAGACCUCCUUGCUGUGACAAGCUGAACCUUAAAAGGGGUCUCUGGACUGCACAGGAAGAUGCAAAGAUACUUGCAUAUGUCUCAAAGCAUGGCACAGGAAACUGGACAGCCGUUCCUAAAAAAGCAGGUCUUAAAAGAUGUGGGAAGAGCUGCAGGCUAAGGUGGACUAACUACCUGAGGCCUGAUCUUAAGCAUGACAGCUUCACUCCCCAAGAAGAGGAGAUGAUUGUUAGGCUUCAUGCAGCCAUAGGCAGCAGGUGGUCCAUAAUAGCACAACAACUUCCUGGGAGAACAGACAAUGAUGUUAAGAACCACUGGAAUACCAAGUUGAGAAAGAAGCUUUCUGAAAUGGGAAUCGAUCCUGUCACUCAUAAGCCUUUCUCUCAAAUACUUGCUGAUUAUGGAAACAUUGGAGGCCUUCGAAAACCUGGCAGCAGAAUUGGAUCUUUCAAUAAAGAUUUUAAGAAUGUAACUAUGUUGAAAUCUGAAACAUAUCCGUUCCCACCACAAGGAUUCCCAAUCAUCAGCAGUCAAUUGGUGCCCUCAACAACAUCACCCCAAACAGCACCAAUCCAAGACACCUUUUUUAAUAGAAACCAAGCUAACAACGACCAUUCAUUUGAUCUUCUUGCCGAGCUCCAAACCAUAAAGCUGGUCACGGAGGUCUCGAAUUGCAGCCACAACAAUACCCACCCACCACCAAUCUUCCUCGAAGAUUCCUUGUCAUCGUCGUCAUCAUCAUCUCCAACCUGUUCCACUGCAGCGCAAGAGAACUCACCCCUUGACUUAAGUUGGCAUGACUUUCUUCUCGACGAUGAAUUUCUACCAGCUGAUCCUCAAGAACAAGAAAUCAUGGCUGCGCAUUCAUCAAAGGAAUUUGCAAGCCAAAACCAAAAUGUGAUACAGAAAAAUGAGACAAAUAAGGAGGCUGCUAUAGAAGAAUGUAUUAAAGCUAAAGGAACAGAUUGUGAAAUCCUAAGCAAUGACUUUCAACCCUCAUCAUCCUCUGAAAUCUCUUUUGUGGAAGCCAUGCUAGAUCAAGAAUAUCGAAUGUUCUUAGACUUCCCUAACCUUUUGGAGGAACCAUUCUACUACUAA